AACAAAGCUUCACUAAUGGCUACUGAACAACUUGACUUAGAUGCUCAAAAGAAGCUAGCCAGGGACUUAUGGCAGGCUGUAGACAAUAAUGACGUCACCAAAGUUAGGUCCCUGUUGGGACAGGGGGCAGACCCCAACCACCAGCUCUACUGGAGUGACGAGUGGGCGGAUGAUCCUCCAUUACACAGGGCUUGCUGGGAGGGCUACCUUGAGAUUGUGAAGACACUUGUUACUCAUGGAGCUCGUACUGAUAAAGGCGAUGGGAGGUACAACAGGACUCCACUUCACUGGGCAUGCAUGGGAGUUUAUAAAGAGGUGGUGCAGUACUUAAUCGAGGAGGUUGGGUGUAGCACUGAUGUGAGGGAUCAUUUUAACAGCACUCCUCUUCACUAUGCUUGUCGGGGAGGAAGUAAAUACCUGGUACAGUAUCUGGUGGAGGAGCUGAAGAUGAAUGUUGAUGUGAGGAACAGGUGGGGCCAAACACCACUGCACUAUGCUUGUGUGGAAGGACAUAUACAACUAGUGAAAUACCUAGUUGAGGAACUAAAGUGGGAUGUUGAUGUGACUGCUAAUGCUGGCAGGACUCCUCUUGACAUGGCAGUACGGUGGGGGAAGACUGAAGUUGCUGACUAUCUCAAACCUCUAGUCUCCACUCCUGAACCAGAUACUCCAAAUGGUUCCAAACAACUUCCUUCCACUUCUUCAAGGGAUGAUUCUAACCUAACCUCAUCAAUCGAUAUUCAAAACCAAACCUACUUGAAGAAACUGGACGAGCUGAUGACUGACAAAAGUGGUACCAUCGAGCUACACUAUCUCAAGACAUACUUCAUUGGUCCUUCGGGUAUUGGCAAAACGACCACUCGACAGCGGCUUGUUGGAUCCAUCACUAACCUGUCUUUGCUGCCAGAAGAUCAAAGGAAACGUUGCAGUACAUUACUAGCCGAGUGUGAACAAGUAUUGGCCUUUGUGGACAAAUCUGGAACAAAGCUUGAAUUCAAAGCAUCUUCAAGUCUAGAGGAAGAAACACAGUUUAUCUUCUCUUACCUUAUGUCCUGUGAAUCUAUUGAAGAAACGCCUAAGAAACAGCCUACUAAAGAAACCACUGACCCAAAAAAUCAAACUACUGUACCCAAAGAAACGGUAUCACCAACACCUGGGCUAAUACCAGAAUUACCGGAAAAGGUUGUGAAAGUGACGACUGUAGAUGUUGGAAAGGUUGUCUCGAGACUCCGGAGUAUUGUGGGUUCAGGAGAGUACACUAAAGAGCUGCUGAACAAAGUCCUACUCAAUCUAGUCGAUAUAGGUGGGCAGCCUGGAUUCGUGGAGAUGUUUCCAUUUCUAAGCAAAGGCGCAGGGAUUUUCCUGGUAUUCUUUCGACUGGACAAAGACCUCGAUGACAUGUGUCAAGUCUCCUACGAACGAGGAAAUGACAAGAUCACACCGUACGAUUCAACGUACACAAGCACAGAAAUACUCUCUCAAAUCCUCUCAGCUAUCAGCCACCAUACCAAGAUUGACUCGGAUAUUGACAGAGAGCAGUGUAGUAAACUGGGCAAUCUAGGCUCUGCUAAGCCUGUUGCUACCCUCAUAGGUACUUUCAAGGAUGAACUGACAUUGCAAAUCAAAGUCGAUCUUCUGUACGAGAAAUAUUGUCACUCAGCUAUUUACAAGAGCGAUGGUACCACUGCCAGCGAAAGCGAUGGCACCACUGCCAGCGAAAGCGAUGGCACCACUGCCAGCGAAAGCGAUGGCACCACUGCCAGCGAGAGUGAUAGUACCUCUACCAGCAAGAGCGAUAGCACCACUGCCAGCAAGAGCGAUGGCACCACUGCCAGCGAGAGCGAUAGUACUACCUCUACCAGCAAGAGCGAUGGUACCACUGCCAACGAGAGCAAUGGCACCACUGCCAGCGAGAGCGAUAGUACCUCUACCACCAAGAGCGAUGGUGCCACUGCCAGCGAGAGCGACGGCACCACUGCCAGCGAGAGCGAUGGCACCACUGCCAGCAAGAGCGAUUGCACCACUGCCAGCGAGAGCCUAAAAGAAAACGAACAAAAGAAAGCAAUUCGGAACAUUUUGACUCAACAGAAGAGUGAUGAGCAUGCUAACGUCAGUGCAGAAGACAUGGCUGCCAUUGAGCAAACAGUCAGCCAACACCUCAACUCAGACACUUUCAAGAAAGAUUUCCAAAACCGUUUAGAGAAAAAGUUGACAGAGAAAAACGAAGCGAUGACCAAGAUUACCAGCAAGUUUGAGGAUUUACUUUCUCACCCAAAAGACAAAAAGUUCAUAGCAGUGGACAACUACGAAGGCACUGAUUCUGAUAUGGAACCUCUUCGUGAACAUCUUCAUGGCUUAUUCAGUAGCUAUUUCAAAGAUGCCAAGCUUCGAAUUCGUCCACAACAGCUUUUGUUUGGAGUUGUACUGAGAAAAGAGUUUGACAUUGUGUCUAUGGAAGAUUGCAUUCGUAUCGGUAUCGAGGCGUUAAAGAUGAGAGAGAAGGAGGUUCGAUUCACCGUUUGGUAUCUGGAUCGGUACGUUGGAGCUUUGAUCUAUCAUCCAGAGAUCAAGGAAAAAGAUGGUUGGUUUGGGAACUUUGUCAUUUGCAACCCCCAAGUGGUAUUCAACAGUCUCAGUGUUUUCGUUGUCAAUCCGCUGCUGGAGCUCCAUUCUGAAGACAGCCGUAUUCAAUUUAAUGAUGCUGAGAGAAGGAAUUGGAUACUCAAGGGACAAUUCUCACUGAAAACAAUCACUCGAUGCCAUUCCGAUGUAAACCAGGGUGUGAAGAAAGACCAGUUGAUUCCUGUUGAGAAGCUGCUCAUACUACUCGAGCAUUCCCACCUCUUGGCCAAGAUCACAACAGUGAAGGAAGACCAUACCACAGAAGAGGUCGAAACGACGUAUUUCAUCCCCGCUAUUCUCAAGUGUGCAUCUCGCGAGGAACUAACGAAACCACCCCCCACUGGCAUUGAUACACCCUCUCCAAUCAAGAUCACAUUCAAACCUCAAUACGUUCCCAUUGGAGUUUUCUGUGCCAUGAUCAGUGAAUUGGUCUCAAGGGGGAGUAAAGACGAAGGCAUUCUGGGCAUGACUUGGAAACUUGCCACUGAUACCUCAGUAAAGAGAAACCUCGUCUCCUUUCACAUUGACGAAUCUGCCAAGCAUUUUGUUACCCUGAUCGCUCAUGUCGAUAGCUAUGAGAUACGGAUUAUUCGACAGAAUCGAAAGUACAUGAUGCACGAGCUUUGUUCCUACGUCCUCUCAACCCUCCUGUUGGUGAUGAAGGAUAUUAGUCCACUACUCACUCCGAUUAUUGCCUUCGACUGCUACUGUGGCAAACACGGAGACGCCACGAAACUGUGUGUCCUCACACAUGGAGUGUAUCCCUGCUUUAACUGCACCAGUGAAGUCUCUCUGAGCCCUCACCAAGAAUGCUGGUUUGCAAAAGAAGUCAGUCUGGGAAAGGAUGUUUCUCUCAAGGCUCUGCCCUUUGCCACGAAGCGAACGUUGAAGGACAAGAACCUCACCUUCGAGUGGAGCAAGAAAGAUCCUGAAAUUGAUGAGGAUGAACACAAAUUGGAAUUCAAGGCAGCCUCGUUAAAGGAUCACUUCAAAGGCUUUAUCAGUUGUAAGAUCUUCAAGAACCAGAAGCCUUUCUUCACCGUGUACCACUGCCUCAAAGAGAGUGUUGAGGACACCUCCAGCUCUGAAACUGAUGAGCUGUUUGCACAUGUGAAGGAAGUGAUCAAAGAAAUACGCUCUGACUGGUACAGCCUGGCUAUAGAACUGGACAUUGACUAUGCAACUAGGAAGAGUCUUGAGAAGGACUAUCGCUGGGUUGAGCCGUGCUUUGAGGCCAUGCUGACACACUGGGUGAAGCGCUCCUCUCCUCCCCCCUCCUGGUCUGCCCUUGUUAGAGCACUAGAGUCUCCCGCCAUUGCUCGUGGGGACAUUGCAACAACCAUUAAGAAGACAAAAGCUACCAGCGACAUCUCUCCUGAUAUUUGUCCUCUCACUGACUGUGAGGGACUGAGUGUAGAUCAUCAUUUGAGGGUAGUGAGGACAGCUGCCUGGGAGGUGAGGGGGACAUGGCGUCCUCUGGGAGUGCAGUUGGGUGUCAAUGAGGGGACACUAGAUGUGAGUGCUCUGCUGUGUGUGUACUGAACACUGUAUAGCAGU
Molecule: messenger RNA, 4179 nt
Organism: Halichondria panicea
Lineage: Eukaryota; Metazoa; Porifera; Demospongiae; Suberitida; Halichondriidae
Product: protein phosphatase 1 regulatory subunit 12A-like
Exons: 12
Coding region: 16-4164 (1382 amino acids)
Molecular function (GO): protein binding
Source: RefSeq, a predicted model, not a curated record